Molecule: messenger RNA, 2227 nt
Organism: Amyelois transitella
Lineage: Eukaryota; Metazoa; Arthropoda; Insecta; Lepidoptera; Pyralidae
Exons: 4
Coding region: 208-1059 (283 amino acids)
Biological process (GO): regulation of DNA-templated transcription
Cellular component (GO): super elongation complex
Source: RefSeq, a predicted model, not a curated record
GCGUCAGCUGUGGCGGAGCGGGUGCGCGGGCGCACGUCACCUCAGUGAUAAACAAACCUCGCCGGCGCCUCCUUGUCAGACAUGUCGCGAGUUUGACUCCCGCCCGCGUCCCCAUAGCUGCCUCCAUGCAUCUUUGCUUACGGUCCCCGCAGCACAAAUGUCAGCCGUCUCCGCACGAAGUACGGCGCUUUUAUCAUAUUCUGGAAAAUGACUGAAGGUCCUCUUCAUCAUGACAAGUCGAUGUCUGUACGCAUUUGGUUAGAGGUGGGCCACGUUUGCGAGCCGCGUCGGUCGACGCAAGGGAGGUCUCUGUCGUUUGAUUGGCGACUGUGGGUGCGAGGUGUCAGUGGCAAAGACAUCAGCAGCUUUGUUCACAAGGUCGUCUUCUACCUACAUCCAGCUAGCAUCUUCAUGUACCCAAAGAGAGUGUGCCAAGAGCCGCCGUACGAAAUUCAAGAGUCCGGCUGCGCGUCGAUAGAUGUACCGAUACACGUGUACCUGAAGCACAGCAGCGAGCCCCAGAAGAUCCGCCUGCAGUACAGUCUGAGCAUUGAGAACAAUAAAUCGAACAGCUCGGAGUCCCGCUGCAUCUACUACGACUUUCAGAACCCGCCCGAGCAGCUGAGGCGCGCGCUGAUGUCGGGGGGAGGGGAGAUAGUUUCGCGCGCCCACAGAGCCAUGCGCGCCGACAGAGUGAUCAUGCUCUCCGACAGUCGCGACAAGCCGCGGGACAUGCAAAUCAAGAAAAAAGCCAAAUUUGUGGAACCGGUCUCUUGCCGGCACAGCGCCAAGAGGGUCAAACCGUACCCACAGGACGCCACUUGCCCUAAAUGCGGCGAAUCUCUAGACGUUGACUUCAGAAAGCAGCUGCGUGGAGUGUCGAUGACGAAGGACGAGAUCGCUCGCGUGUCGCAACUGUACGAGUCCUACAACUUGUACAAGAAGUCAGUCGAUGCGCUCGCGCUGCCGCCGCUCUCCGACCCGAUCUACCGCGUGCCGGAGCUGCCGGCCGGGCUCCAGGAAGCUCUGAAAGGUGUCAAAUUCGACCUCGCGUUGUGAUACUGACGUUACUUUAGUUCUUAACAAGUGAUACCAGUCCAGUCUGAUGAAACUAGUGUUGUGAUAUUCGACGGUGCCAUAAGAGACUCGUAUAUAAAAAAACUUAUAAUGAAUAUUGAAUAUUUUUUACUAAAUCUAGGAUAUUGAGCCACUUUGCCAUUAGAUAAAUUGAGAAAUGUAAAUAUUGUUGGAUUGUUUAUGUAAAUAAUAAUCAGUUUAUGUAGAUAACUUAUUCACAUUUGUUAAAGGCGUUGUCCACCUUGUUCCUUUACUUUAAAUACUUUAAUCUCUCUAUUUUAAUAAAUAAUUUUGUUAAACAAAAUGAAACUUAUGAAAAACAACCAUUUUCAAUCUAUUAACACCUGUAAUCAAAUAGGUAUCUAUUUUGUAUUGUACUUAGGUACAAGAUAUAAGGUCGUGGUGUAUGUACACCAAAUUUAACUUAAUACUAGUAGAUAACUAUUUAAACUACCUCUAUAGAUAUAAAUAUAUUAUAAGUUUUAAGUAUGUACUAUUUCAAAGAAAAGAGAGUCAGCCUUUAUAUAGAUUAUCAAAUAAGUACAAUCUAUUUUUUAUAAAAAUAUUUCCUGAUAAGUUAUAAACAAUAUUUAAAUACUUGUUCGUUAAAUAUGAUAUUAUAAGAUUAUUAAAGUAAGUACAAUUCGAGUGCUGUGAGAAAGAUCUCAAUACAAUUUUGAUAAAUGUAAAUUCAUGUUAUAUACUUAGUAGUAAAGUGUAUCAUAAUAUUAUCAUUUAUCUAUUUGUUAUCUUAUCGUACAUGUAUCUAUUGUGUCCAAUUUGUUCAUUGAUAGAUACCUAUUUUUAGUUUGGGAGUCUCAACUCAAGUAGAUUUAUUUAAUUUGUGAACAUUUUAGUUUAUUAUAUUAAUGAACUAUUCAGAAUAUUGAAAUGCAAUAAUUAGCCAGGCAAACGUAGCUUGCAGAUAUCUAAAGAUUUAGUAAACGUAAUAAAGCCAAUUUCCCAUUAAAGGAAAUAAAAUUGAGAGACAUCUAAUGCCUCGUCUCAACGUUGUUAUCAUUCAGUGGACGGACACUUUACUAUUUAUUUUUAAUUUUUGGCACAGUUAGAUUAUACAGUAAGAAUAACUCAUUUUUAAUAACUAUGUAAGUAGUUUUAAUUGAAUUUUAUUUGUAAGUAAGAUGGGAAA